UUCAGUUUUUGGACGGACUCGAUUUUUACAAGUUGCAACUUGCGGAGUUGCUCGAAAAAAAUAACAAAUUUUUGUUAGCUACAUUCCGCUGCCGCGCGUGCUGUAUGAACGUGUGUGAAUGAUAGCUCUGACUGCAUUAUUAACCAAAUAUACGAUCGGUAUUAUGAGCAAUCUAAGCAAUGGCAAUCUGCAGCAGAAUCAACCACAACAACAACAACAACAACAGCAGCAGCAGCAGCAACAGAAUAACGGUGAAGCGGGCGCGGGUGCGCCUGCGGCACCCUUGUUGAUGGAGCCUGGUGGUCCAAUGCCCGCACCUGGUUUGGGUGUCGCCGUAGGUGUGGCCCAGCGACAGCGCCUCCUACUGCAGCAGCAGCAACAACAGAAUCCCGCCGCCGAAGGCAGUGGCCUGGAACGAGGCAGCUGCCUGCUGCGCUAUGCCAGCCAAAACAGCCUCGACGAGAGCUCCCAGAAGCACAUACAGCGACCGAAUGGAAAGGAGCGCGGAACUGUAGGGCAGUACAGCAACGAGCAGCACACGUCGCGCUCCUUCGAUGCCAUGAACGAGAUGCGCAAACAAAAACAGUUAUGUGAUGUCAUUCUGGUCGCCGAUGAUGUGGAGAUUCAUGCCCAUCGCAUGGUCUUGGCCUCGUGCAGUCCCUACUUCUUCGCCAUGUUCACCAGCUUCGAGGAGUCGCGCAAGUCGCGCAUCACGCUGCAAAGUGUGGACGCACGUGCUCUGGAGCUGCUCAUCGACUAUGUGUACACAUCGAAUGUGGAGGUCAACGAGGAUAACGUGCAGGUGCUGCUAACCGCUGCCAAUCUGCUGCAACUGACCGACGUGCGAGAUGCCUGCUGUGAUUUUCUACAGACCCAAUUGGAUGCCAGCAACUGUUUGGGCAUACGCGAAUUUGCCGAUCUGCAUGGCUGCGUGGAGUUGCUCAACUAUGCAGAGACAUAUAUUGAACAGCAUUUCAACGAGGUCAUUCAGUUUGACGAGUUUCUGAAUCUUACGCACGAGCAGGUCAUUAAUUUGAUUUCCAAUGAUCGCAUCUCGGUGCCAAAUGAGGAGCGCGUCUAUGAGUGUGUCAUUGGCUGGCUGCGCUACGAUGUGCCCAUGCGGGAGCAAUUCACAUCGGCAUUGAUGGAGCACGUGCGUCUGCCAUUCCUCUCCAAGGAGUUUAUCACGCAGCGCGUGUACAAAGAGCUCUUGCUCGAGGGCAACAUCGAAUGCAAGAAUCUGAUUAUCGAAGCCUUGACCUAUCACCUGCUGCCCACAGAAACAAAAUCUGCACGCACUGUGCCGCGCAAGCCCGUGGGCAUGCCCAAGAUUUUGCUAGUUAUCGGUGGCCAGGCACCCAAGGCCAUACGCUCCGUGGAGUGGUAUGAUCUGCGCGAGGAGAAAUGGUAUCAGGCAGCCGAGAUGCCAAAUCGUCGUUGUCGCAGCGGUCUGUCCGUGCUAGGCGACAAGGUCUAUGCCGUGGGUGGCUUCAAUGGAUCGCUGCGCGUGCGCACUGUGGACGUUUAUGAUCCGGCUACAGAUCAGUGGGCCAAUUGCAGCAACAUGGAAGCGCGUCGCUCGACGCUCGGUGUGGCUGUUCUCAAUGGCUGCAUCUUUGCCGUGGGUGGCUUUGAUGGCACCACCGGCUUGUCCAGCGCCGAGAUGUACGACCCAAAGACUGAAGUCUGGCGUUUUAUUGCCUCCAUGUCGACGCGUCGCAGUUCGGUUGGCGUGGGCGUCGUCAAUGGUCUGCUCUAUGCCGUUGGCGGCUACGAUGGCUUCUCUCGGCAGUGUCUGGCGUCCGUCGAACGCUACAAUCCCGACACGGAUACUUGGUGUGCCGUUGCUGAAAUGUGUUCACGUCGCAGCGGCGCUGGAGUUGGCGUUCUCAAUAACAUCCUGUAUGCUGUGGGUGGCCAUGACGGGCCGAUGGUGCGCAAAUCGGUCGAGGCUUAUGAUUAUGAGACAAACACCUGGCGCUCCGUGGCGGACAUGUCCUAUUGUCGUCGCAAUGCUGGCGUUGUGGCACACGAUGGUCUGCUAUAUGUGGUGGGCGGCGAUGAUGGCACCUCCAACCUGGCCUCCGUUGAGGUUUAUUGCCCAGACUCGGAUAGCUGGCGUAUAUUGCCCGCCUUAAUGACCAUUGGACGCAGCUAUGCUGGAGUCUGUAUGAUAGAUAAGCCCUUGUGA
Drosophila hydei is the source of this 2191-nucleotide messenger RNA. It is a transcript of the gene kel, whose product is annotated as ring canal kelch protein. Bases 119 to 2191 code for a protein of 690 amino acids. Gene Ontology annotation, molecular function: protein binding. NCBI's taxonomy places the organism in Eukaryota, Metazoa, Arthropoda, Insecta, Diptera, Drosophilidae. The transcript has 3 exons. The record is from RefSeq and is a predicted model, not a curated record.